UAUUUUGCUGAAGGGCUUUACCAGAGAGGCACCGAUGAGGAUGGAUUCUGCCGGUUCCUCCCUGGGGAUAUCAGGCAGGCAGUGAAGCGGACAGCUCGGAAGAUGGGGGCCACUGUUGCGUGCCGGCAGAAGCGGUGCGCCCGCAAGUUCCACUUCCCCUGCGGGUCCGAACGGGGCUGCAUCUCGCAGUUCUUUGGGGAGUACAGGUCGUUUUGCUGGGAGCAUCGCCCAGAGCAGAGAGUGGAGACGCACCAGGAUGGGGACACCACGUGCAUCAUCUGCAUGGAGCCCGUGGAGGACAGGACCUCCUACAGCACCAUGGUGUGCCCCGUCUGCAAGCACGCCUGGUUCCACCGUGGCUGCAUCCAGGAACAUGCUCUCCAUUCUGCUCUGAAGCACUUUGCCUGUCCCUUGUGCAAGGACCGGGAGAAGUUUCUGCCCGAAAUGUGGCACAUGGGUAUCCGAAUACCUGACAGAAGAGCGGCUUGGGAGGAGGAGGAGGAGACCUUUGAAGAGCUAUAUGAAACAUAUAGCCACUGUGAUGCUAGGCAGUGCCUUUACCAGGGAGGCAGGGAGCAGUCAGAAGAGGAGGG
This is a messenger RNA of Struthio camelus australis, 593 nucleotides long. NCBI's taxonomy places the organism in Eukaryota, Metazoa, Chordata, Aves, Struthioniformes, Struthionidae. The record is from RefSeq and is a predicted model, not a curated record.